Lathyrus sativus (Indian pea) is the source of this 801-nucleotide messenger RNA. The record is from the annotation of a GenBank genome assembly. Lineage: Eukaryota; Viridiplantae; Streptophyta; Magnoliopsida; Fabales; Fabaceae.
AUGACAUUUUCUCUCAUCUUCACCACUUUUCGAAUUUCCAAUACUGCCCUUGUCACCCACUACCACACUCUCAAACCUAACAAACCCGAAGUAUGGUUCGUCAACAUCGUUUCAACGCUCUUUCUUCGCUCCACAAACUCAUUCGACGCUACAUUUUCGCGUUACGUUACUAACCACAUAACCCCUUCACUUACAUUACAAGUUAUCAAAAGGCUAAACAAUCCUCAAUUAGGUUUCAGCUUUUUCCAGUUUACCAAACAAAGAUUGAACCUUUCUUAUUCAUUUUGGACUUACAAUUUUCUUCUAAGGUCCCUUUGUCAACAGCAUCAACAUGAUUCAGCAAAACUUGUUUAUCAUUCCAUGAGGUCUGAUGGGUUGUUGCCUGAUAGUAGGUUGUUGGGAUUUUUGGUUUCUUCUUUUGCAUUUGCUGAUAGGUUUGAUGUUUCCAAGGAGUUUCUUUGUGACGCAUUGUGUAAUAAGGUUGAUGUAAAUGUUGUUGUUUAUAAUAACUUUCUUAACAUUUUGGUUAAAUGUAAUAGGUUAGAUGAUGCUGUUUGUUUUUUUAGGGAGCUUGUUAGAUUCAAUUUCGAUAUAGAUAUUUUCACAUUCAAUAUUUUGAUUAGAGGUUUUUGCGCUGUUGGAGAAAUCGACGAGGCUUUUAGGUUUUUGAAUGAUAUGAUAAGUUUUGGUUGUUAUCCCGAUGUUGUUAGUUAUAAUACUCUUAUACAUGGUUUAUGUAGAAUAAAUGAGGUGGAUAGAGCUGUUAGAAUCAAAUGCUGGAAAACUUACUUAAUUGAAUAA